Sceloporus undulatus (fence lizard) is the source of this 1099-nucleotide messenger RNA. RefSeq names its product coiled-coil domain-containing protein 157-like. Lineage: Eukaryota; Metazoa; Chordata; Lepidosauria; Squamata; Phrynosomatidae. The record is from RefSeq and is a predicted model, not a curated record. The coding region runs from base 183 to 1049 and encodes 288 amino acids. The transcript has 4 exons.
AGUGGUCCUAUGCCAAGGUGGGUAUUGCACAGGCGGUUGCCGAGUUGCAGCUUCUGCCAACCCAGGCCAGCAAAGCGAUUGGCGAAGCCUGCUGGGGCUUAUAGUCUAACAACAUUGAGUGGUGCAUAGUAACGGUGGGCCAUGCACCAAGGGUCCUCCUCCUGGUCCGCUCCUAAACCGCCAUGCCUUCCACAGAGCAGGCCAAAGGGGAUCUGCUGCAGGAGAUGCGCACGAAGAUGGUGGACAAGGCCGAAGUGGAGAGCCGGGAGAAGCGGCUGGAGGUCCUGGCUGGUCAGCUGGAGGCGGUCAAGAGGCAGCUGGGCCUGGCCACGACGGAGCUGGACAAGGAGAAGGCCAAGGUGGAGAGCGUGCUCCGGCACAAAGAGUCUCUCCAGGCCAAGCAGAGAGCCCUGACGCAGCAGCUGGACCGCCUGGACCAGGAGUGCGAACAGCUGAGGGCCGGCCUGGCCGACAGCGAAGAGGUGCAUGUCCUGAUGAAGGAGAGCAUGAAGGAGAUGCAGGAAGGGAGGCAACAGACCCAGCAUCGGCUGGAGGAGCAGCAGAGGCUGACGGAGAAAGCAGAGCAGGAGAAGCUGCGCAUGGAGCAGUGCACCACUGAGCUGCAGAGGACCAUCUCGGAGCUGGGGGAACUGGUCCAGGAGACGAAGAAGAGGGAGAGGUUGCUGGUGUUGUACCCAGACCUUCAUGUCCCUGUGGAGGCACACUUUGAAGGCACCGGGGACGUCAUGGAAGACAUGGGGAAGCAGCUCCGGGCCAACAACAUCCGGAUCAGCGUCCUAGAGGAGGAGAACACGCGGCUGCGCUCUGCCCUGGCCAGGAUGGAGGAGGCCACGCUACUACGGGAAGAAACAAAGGUGAGCGCGGGGGUCCCAGUGAGCGGUCCAGGCGGGAGACCCUUGGUUCUUGGACGCCAAGGUGUAGCGGGAACAUCUCUCUUUAGAUUAUGCCACCAACCCAGCUGUGGAUCACAUCUGACGCAGACGACCCAUACGAAAACGGUGUGCCGCGCUCUCCAAUGGGGUGAGUAGAUGGUUUUGUAGCGCCUCUGAUGCAGAAAAGGUUUGGCGACGGGGUAAGA